This is a messenger RNA of Telopea speciosissima, 945 nucleotides long. Its product is annotated as agamous-like MADS-box protein AGL82. Gene Ontology annotation, molecular function: DNA-binding transcription factor activity, RNA polymerase II-specific; protein dimerization activity; RNA polymerase II cis-regulatory region sequence-specific DNA binding. Gene Ontology annotation, biological process: regulation of transcription by RNA polymerase II. Bases 1 to 945 code for a protein of 314 amino acids. The record is from RefSeq and is a predicted model, not a curated record. Lineage: Eukaryota; Viridiplantae; Streptophyta; Magnoliopsida; Proteales; Proteaceae. The transcript has a single exon.
AUGGGUCGUGCGAAAGUGAAGUUGGAACUCAUUGCAAAGGAAAGAUCUCGCAACACCACUUUCCAGAAAAGAAAGAAGGGUUUAAAGAAGAAAACCUAUGAGUUCUCCACACUUUGUGAUGUUGAUGCCUGCUUGAUCAUCUUUGGGCCUAAGCAAGGUAAUCGUUUGAUCGAACCAGAGACUUGGCCAGAGAACCGUGAAGAUGUUCUCAACAUCAUCGAACGGUUUAGAAAGAACUGUACAGCCACAGAGGGACGAGGGAAUCGACACAUAGGCAUUCCUGAAUUCUAUGAAGACCAAAUUAAGAAGCUUCGUAGAGAGUUGAUCGAGUUGCGGCAACACAAUAGCAAAACUCAGUACCCUACGUGGGACAACCGUCUAGACAAUCUCUCUGUGGACCAGCUCAAACACCUUGCUGCAUCGUUGGAUUCAAAGAUUGAAUUUGUGAAGGCUAUGAUUGAUCUUAAUGAAGGAAAUCACUAUGUCUUGGAUGAUGUCACAGGGUUGAUAGAAUACUCUGUCCCACCAAUGAAUCAAAACCCUCCUCCUCCUCUUCCUCUUCCUCAUCUUCCUUAUAGGGAUUCUUAUAAUAGGAGUACAAUGGAUGACAUGCAGAUACACAUGAACCCUCACCACCAGCCCUAUUGUGCUUUGGAUCAAUCUCUUGUGAUCAACGGUAUGGAUUGCAUGGGAAAUUACUAUGGUACAUCGAAUAGCAUUAUUCCUUAUCAUCCUACAACUGUCGUAGCUCCGAUGUCUAAUCAAAUCUGUUACAAUCCCAUGUUGCCAACGGUUGAUGAGAUGACCGUAAUCAACAAUACCGGAGGAGGACCGGUGAGGCCUUGCUACUUCACUCAUCCCUAUUUUGCACCGCCACUACAUCAGAUCAAUGAGUUUUUUGAUUUGCAGGAUUAUCACCAUGAUCUGGAUGAUAAACGGUCAUAG